Pseudophryne corroboree (corroboree frog) is the source of this 5003-nucleotide messenger RNA. It is a transcript of the gene SLC38A6, whose product is annotated as solute carrier family 38 member 6. Bases 6 to 1355 code for a protein of 449 amino acids. Gene Ontology annotation, biological process: L-glutamine transport; amino acid transmembrane transport. The transcript is spliced from 16 exons. The record is from RefSeq and is a predicted model, not a curated record. NCBI's taxonomy places the organism in Eukaryota, Metazoa, Chordata, Amphibia, Anura, Myobatrachidae. Gene Ontology annotation, cellular component: plasma membrane. Gene Ontology annotation, molecular function: L-glutamine transmembrane transporter activity.
CCACCAUGCCACAUGCAGAAAGCAGCAUUAACUCGGAUUAUGGACACCGUGUGUCUGCUCAGGAUGAAUCUGCUCCUCUUCUGGGAAAUAGGGAACAGAGGAGGACAUCCCAAGGCACAUCUUUCGGGUUUUCCGUGUUCAAUUUAAUGAAUGCGAUCAUGGGAAGUGGUAUCCUCGGCUUAUCAUACGCCAUGGCCAACACCGGAAUCAUUGGGUUUAGUGUCCUGCUGUCAAUAGUGGCCAUUCUGGCUGCUUACUCCAUUCACCUCUUGCUUCGUUUAUGCAUCCAGACCGCCGUCACAUCAUACGAGGACCUCGGUUUAUUUGCGUUUGGUUCGGUUGGAAAGAUCCUUGUGGCAAGCACAAUCCUCAUUCAGAACAUUGGAGCAAUGUCAUCCUACCUCUUCAUUAUCAAGUCUGAGUUACCAGCCACUGUAUCCGGGUUCUUGUCUGGAGACCAUAGUGGGGCCUGGUACCUCGAUGGCCGAUUACUAUUAAUAAUGACUUCAGUGUGCAUUGUACUCCCACUGGCGAUGCUUUCCAAAAUAGGCUUUCUUGGCUACACAAGUAGUUUGUCAUUUUUCUUUAUGGUCUACUUUGCUAUUGUGGUUGUGAUUAAAAAGUGGUACAUUCCCUGCCCACUCCCCCUGAAUCACACUCUGACAUACUUGGAGAUUUCCAAUAGUUCUGAAUGUAAAGCAAAACUUUUUGAAUUCUCAAAAGAGAGUGCAUUUGCAUUGCCCACUAUGGCCUUCUCGUUUCUCUGCCACACAUCUGUUUUACCCAUUUACUGUGAGCUUAAAAGCCCAACAAAGAGCCGCAUGCAGAAUGUCGCAAACUUUGGCAUUUCCCUGAGUUUCCUCAUCUAUUUCAUUUCUGCAUUGUUUGGAUAUCUCACUUUUUAUGAUAAAGUGGCGUCUGAACUGCUACAGGGUUACAGCAGAUUCCUGCCUAAUGAUAAUCUGAUCAUGACGGUCAGGCUCGCCAUUUUACUAGCUGUUCUUCUGACUGUUCCGCUUAUCCAUUUUCCUGCACGAAAGGCUUUCAUGAUGUUGUUCUUCUCCAGCUAUCCUUUCUCGUACCUCCUUCAUAUAUUGGUGACACUGACCCUCAAUGUAAUCAUCGUAGUCCUCGCCAUAUACGUGCCAGAUAUAAGAAAUGUGUUUGGUGUGGUUGGAGCCACCACCUCCACGUGUCUGCUGUUUGUAUUUCCUGGGCUGUUUUACCUGAAGGUUAGCUAUGAAGACUUGGUAUCCCGCCAGAAACUCGGGGCCUGUGGGCUGCUUGUUCUCGGUAUUUGUAUUGGUGCCUGCAGUUUAACACUAAUUACCGUGAACUGGGCUUACAAUGAAUGAGAGAAACACACUGGAGUUUACAUUUGAACAGAAUGUGCAACGAUUUACAGCCAAGGAUAUCCAGUUUCAGGGGAAAUUGGUUGAGAAAUAGUUUGUGUUAAGAGCACACUACUCUUUCGCCCUUUGGAUCCUCUGGAAAAAUAAAACUGGUCACUGGUUAAAAUGGGGGGGAGACGGGUAACAGGUUUUUUUUGUAAAGGGAAAAAAGUCAAGUGCAAUAUACUUUUACAUGACUGAAAUUUACAAUACUCACACAGGCUGGCUGCUUGGCCCUUUUGAUUAUAAACUCAUGGAAGAUGUACAGGUCUGUGAGGUAAAAAGCAGUCAUUUGUGCCAGUAAGAAAAUGACUGUAAUUGUUAAUGUUUGUUCUUUUCUCUCCGUAUAGGGUAAUAACUGCAAAACUGCCUUUUUCACUUACUAAAUCACAGUGAUGUUCUUGUAUUUAUUUUAAUAUUUGUUUUUAUGUCUUAAUUUAAAUAGAAAAAUGAAUUCAAAUAAAAGGGAAGCGGGAGAGGUAGAGUCAAUCAGCUCUUCACAGGAAGGUUUUGGUAAUGGUCAGACUCUGCUGCUCCCUAAGCCAGUCUUAUCUGCUUUAUUACAGAUACCAUUGGUUGCUUUGAAGCAGGCUCGGUUACUUGUCUAGAAAUGCAUUCUGGGAUUUGUAGUAGCACAAAAAAUUGCCUACCUCCGUUUUAAAAAGACAAACCUAAAGUGAGAGCAAACCUAAAACAAUCCGGGGGAAUUAUAUGAUCUUCUAUUUUGUAAUUGUCAGAACGGCUUUGUUUACAUAUAGAAUUAUGCGCUUGAUCACAUUAUUGCGGAAUGCUUACAGGUUCUUUAAUAGCCUUCUACUUUUGUUUAGCUCUGCUUUAUAAUCGAUAACAUAUAUUGAAUCCCACGAAGAUUAUUCUGUGGAUGUAAAUUCACCCUCUUUUAUUAUCAGUGUAGUCAAGUUAAAAUGCGUUUGAUGUAACAUUUUACCCGGAUGCACUUACGGAACAUACCUGCCUAUAGCAAAUCUGUAACGUGCGAAGAGGGAUUAUUUUUAGACCAGUUCUGUGUAUAGUCGAUGAACUUAAGGAAUGGGCCAAAGUUUUGGCCAGGUCCUUUAUACCCUUUUCUCAGUCCUGGUGUGUGGUCAAACAAAAUGUGUAUUUGUUUUUCCUGCCUGCAAAGACAGCACUACGGUUUGGCUAGCAUAAUCAUUUGUUCUUUUUCAGGGGGUUCCCAAAUAUGGUCCUCAAGGUGCCCCCAAUGGUCCAGGUUUUAAGUAUAUCCAUGGCUCAGCGCAGAUGGUUAAAUCAAAUUGACUGAAAUACUAAUUAAGUUACCUGUAGCCAAGCAUAGUUAUACUUAUAACCUGGACCGUUGGGGUGCCUUGAAGACUGAGUUUGGGAACCUCUGUUCUAUGUUAAAGGCUAGAGAAACAACGGACAGUGCUACAUUCAAACUGACAUGGUGAGAGCAAUAGUUAUCUGAAAUAUUCUAAAUUAACCCUGAGAUGUCUGAAUUUACAGCCUAAUUCAGUAAGGAUUGCAAAUUCUGCUAAUUAGCAGAAUUUGCGAUCCUUUUCCUAGCAUGCUGGGGGCGCUCAUCGCAGGGCUAGGCCGACCAGCAUGCUGACCGCCGCCUCCCCCCUUGAUGAAGCAGAAAUUAUGAUUGCCUUGCAAUUUUUGCGUCAUCAUCGAAAUUAGUGAAGCCUUCUGCUGUCGCAGUUUAGCUGCGCUCGUAGGAGGCCCGCCGCCAUCUUCUUGAUUGCAGGGGCUGCAAGUGACAUCACGCAGCCGCCGUGACCACGCCCCGACACUCCGCCGUUUGUCCGCCUCUGCCCUCCGUUUGCGCCACACCGCCCCCGCAACGCUCCGUCUCCACCUUGGAAACGGAGCGUUACCCCCCCCCCCCCCCCGCGCGUGCGCGACUGCAUCUGCCUGAUUAACAAGCAGAAGCGGUCACAUUUGUCCCCGCGCAGAAAGUGCGGGCGCAGGAUAAUAAUUAUUACGAUCGCGGGGCGAUCGUAAUAAUUCUGGUUGGAUCGCGAUUUACGAUCCAACCUGAAUUAGCCCCUUAGUUUACACUUACAACUGGAUGGUUCUAGGAAUAACUACCCUCCAUAGUCUGAUAAAUUCAAACUAACUUUUUUUUUCAAUGCUAAUUCCAUUUUGGGCUAAUUUGAUUCUGUAUUUAAGUUACAACAAACAGUUAGCCGAUGUGAUGGUAAUACUCCUGUUUACAACCCAUCUACAAAUCAGAAACUUUGUAUGCAAAAUGUUAUUGUCUGUGAUACUAAUUAUGUCAUGCAAAAAUAUCUGGUAUGUACCGUAACUUAUAGCAACCAAUCACAUAUCCGUUUUGGUUAUCUUGCAUUACAGUACUUUGUAGUUCUAAUACCUACAUACCAAGACCAGCUGAGAACUGUCUGACCUUGAGACAGAGAAUUCUUCCUGGUGCUAUGUGCGCGUCACAUUUUGUGGAAUUACUGUGUAGGUCACAGUAAGCUGCGUAUGUAUUUCUGCUUCUCGAGUUUGUCUCCAGUCCUUGCACAAAGCACUAAUCAUUUUCAAAUCUGUCCACCCAUUUGUAAAGCUCCUGAAAUUCAGUAAGGUAGUCUGACAUCUUUUCUAUUCAGUUUCCCACUAGGUGACUUAAUAUUUAAGUGAUAUGUUGAUUUUGCCAUUUUCAUUUUUAAGCCUAAUUUUAAACGCUUGGUUGGUCUUAUGUUGAAAAUAUAACUACGCCACUAACAAACAUUUCGGUGUUUUAAUGUAUAGCUAAUACCGCGUGGAAAUUCUCUGCAAUGAGGAAGUGUUUAUAAUUACUUUUUAUAUUGGUCUGUUGACAUACCGGUUGGAAGAUUUGCAGCACUGUUUGUACUGAACACCAUUGAAAUGGACAAAAGGACAGUAAUACAAAAUAAAGGGAUUAGACUUUCUAUAAACUUUACCAACUGCUAAGAUAAAAUGCAAUGAUAUGAACGGGCUUAUCAGUGGUGUACUUAAGCGGAUUACUUAUAUACAGCUUUAUUCUGAAAAUUGUGUUCCUUAUUUUAUCCAUAACUACUUUAAUAAUACAUCUGAAAAUGUAUAUAUACAUAAAUGUGUAUUUGCUGACUAGGACUGGCUUAACACCACAAGCACAAACUUUUAUGUUUUAAAGGAGGGUGGGGCAGAUUCUAGGAGCCGGGCAGUCAGUGCACCUACAAAAUUACUGCUAACUUCAGUAGUCCUUUCUGUUGGUGUCAGCAGAGGUACAUUCUCCCUGGCUGCCUAUAUAAUCCUGCUGACUCCAAGAUUAGACUCCGUGGAUCCUCUAUGUCUGUUGUUCGUCCUCCAUUUUAAGGCCAACGCAGUCAAAACCAGGAACCUCAUCUUAAAAUGAGGUCAUCUGGCUUACAGCGACCGUUUUAAAAGAAGUUUGUGAAAUUAAAGCUAUAGGGGUAUAUGCAAUUCACGGCGAAUCGCGGCAAAUUAUCGCCGUUUUUUAAUUCGACACAAUUCGACAGGUGAAUUCCGGCAGGUGGCUGCCGGAAUUCACCAUAUUCAAUGAAAAACGGAUUCGACAUUCCCGCGGGCGAAAAACGGCCGAUUUGCCGGAUUUUGCCGCAAAUUAAAAAAACGGGAAAAACCCGGAAAAAAAUGGCGUGGGGUCCC